CGAGCAAGUCGCUCUCCUCAGUGCUGAAAUCGCUGCUGGUCGUGAUCAUGUAAACGGCGAUGAGGCCAAACGGAACGUCGGCAAAUGCACACCAAAAUGGACGAUGAUCUGUUUCAGCUGAGACCGUUGCCUGUCGUCCGCUUCCGUCACACGGGCGAGAGCACACGCUCGGAGGAUGAGGGCGACAAUUGGGAGCCAGUUGCAGAGGUUCGUGGUGCAGAGCAGACAGCAGAGCUGGAGUCUGUGGCGCUUACAGACGGAGCUCCUGUCCCUCGGGAGUUUGCCAACCCAACUGACGACACAUUCAUGGUGGAGGAUGCUGUGGAGGCCAUCGGCUUUGGGACCUUCCAGUGGAAACUCUCCAUCCUCACUGGCCUGUCCUGGAUGGCAGAUGCAAUGGAGAUGAUGAUCCUAAGCAUCUUAGCCCCACAGCUGCAUUGCGAGUGGAGACUACCAAGCAUGGAGGUGGCACUGCUUACAUCGGCGGUGUUCAUUGGAAUGAUGAUCAGCUCCUCCUUGUGGGGAAACAUAUCUGACAAGUACGGAAGAAAGACAGGUCUGACAAUGAGUGUGUUGUGGACCAUUUUCUACGGUCUGAUGAGUGCUUUUGCACCCAUCUAUGGCUGGAUCCUCGUCCUACGGGCCCUGGUGGGCUUUGGCAUCGGUGGAGCUCCGCAGUCGGUGACAUUGUAUGCGGAAUUCCUCCCCAUGAAGUCCAGAGCAACGUGUAUAUUGUUAAUUGAGAUAUUUUGGGCAGUGGGCACAGUGUUUGAAGUUCUUCUUGCCAUCCUAGUGAUGCCCUCUCUGGGCUGGCGAUGGCUGCUCGCUCUCUCUACCAUCCCCUUGUUAAUCUUUUCCGUCCUAUGUUUUUGGCUACCCGAGAGUGCUCGAUACGACGUGCUGACGGGGAAUCACGAUAAGGCUCUGGCUACUUUAAAGCGGAUCGCCAUGGAGAAUGGAGUGCCCAUGCCUUUGGGAAAACUUAUUGCUGCAAAACAAGAGGAGCGUGGGAAGAUCCGAGACUUGUUCUCAUCGCACAUUCGCUGGACUACAGUCCUGCUGUGGUUCAUUUGGUUCGCAAACGCCUUCUCGUACUACGGCCUGGUGUUGCUCACCACCGAGCUCUUUCAGGAGGGAGGUGCAUGUGGAGUGUCCAAAGGUAAUAAGAUGGAGCUGCGGUGCAGCUUGGAGUGCAAAUAUCUGAACAGUGACGACUACAAAGACCUGUUAUGGACAACCUUAUCGGAAUUCCCAGGAUUAUUGGUGACUUUGUGGGCGAUCGAUCGCUUAGGAAGAAGGAAGACCAUGGCCCUGUGUUUCCUGGUCUUUUCUCUAUGCAUCAUUCCUCUCUAUGGUUGUGUGGGGAGAACUUCCAUGACGGUGCUGAUAUUCAUCGCCAGAGCUUUCAUCGCUGGAGGUUUCCAAGCUGCCUAUGUGUACACCCCAGAGGUGUAUCCAACUGCAACCCGGGCUUUAGGAUUGGGGACGAGCAGUGGAAUGGCCAGAGUUGGUGCCUUCAUCACACCUUUUGUUGCCCAGGUGUUGUUGGAGUCUUCAGUGUAUUUGGCGCUCUCGGUGUACUGCUGCUGCUGCCUGCUCGCCGCCAUCGCCUCCUGUGCGCUGCCGAUUGAGACGACGGGCCGAGGCCUGCAGGAGUCCAGCCACCGCCAGUGGGGGCAGGAGAUGACGGGCCGGGCCUCCUCCCACAGCUCAGGGCAAAUCCCUCACUCGAGCUCUUGCUCCCAGGACUGAGUGAUAAUGACAUUAUUGAAAUGAGGGACAAAAGGUCUCGACCCGCGUCGUCAAUCCUCGUUCUCUGCGGUUAAGGGCACUAAAGUGGCUUCAGAGACGGCACAAUUGUGUCAUGUCACAACCCCAAGUAGUCUUCAACCACCACUGCUGUCACCAUUUCACCAUUGUGUACCAACAACGGGAGGGCCGGAUGUGGGAUUGAGCCACAAACGGUGGAGGACUUUCUUGAAUAAAUGAUACUGACUGUAGCUGGAGCGUAAUGAAGAAACGUGCUUUGCGAGGCACAGAAGGAAACAGAAGUUGUACCGUAGCGUCCGGCAAAUGAGAAAGCCUUACAAAUAGCUCUAAUAUAUUAUUUACCAUCUUUGACAUGUGUGUUGUCUGCUGUGUUUUGAAAAAUGAACACAUUCUACGAUAGGGAAUUCAAGUACCGUAUUUUUGGGACCAAAAGGCGCACCGAACUAUAAGGCACAGUGUUGAUGAACGAGUCUAUUUUAGACUUAGACUUAGACUUCCUUUUUAUUGUCAUUCAAAUUUGAACUUUACAGUACAGAUAAGAACGAAAUUUCGUUGCAUUAGCUCAUGGUAGUGCAGGAUAAAAAAGCAAUAAGGUGCAUAUAUAAAUUUUCACACACAAGGCGCAUUAAAUGGGUCAUAUUAUGAUUUAUUAUCAGAACGCUUCGGAGUGCAAGUAAGGAAAGGUGGAAAAAACAUCUCAACCGCACCAGUAUCUAGUAGUGUGACCCAGGGGCACACUACUGAUGAUGCGUCCAAUUGUAAAGCACCCAUCCACCAUUCCACUCUCAAGUAUGUGCCAGCACAAAGGAAUUUUACAACGUAUCCUGUGUUUUGUAAACGUCUGACUAGGAUAGCCGUAAUGCUCUGCGUUCCAUCAUUCGGUGGGGCUUCGUAUCUUACCAAAGUCGUACUAAAACAUUUUGACAGAUUUUUAGACGCCGUGUGUAUUGUUCUCCAUUCUCAAUGAAACUUCCAAGUUUUGGUGUUGCUUGCUUACCGGUAUUUGCUAGAGUCAUUUAUUGAACAGGCCACACGUAUCUCCUAUGUGUGACUGCCAUCUACUGGUCACACUUAUCAUUACACCAUAUACCAAAUAACAUUGCUUUGAAGUCGGUAAGCACAACCUGAAUGUAUGAACACUGUUGAUUUUUGAGAAAAUGAAAGGAUUUUAAGUGCGCCUAAUAGUCCAAAAAAUACGGUAAUAAGAGAUCUAUGUGUGUGUAUAUUUUUUUUAAUAACAACAGCUAAAGCAAAAAAUUUUCCUGAUUGAAAAUAAUUACCUGAUUACUUAAAACUAGGGAUGUUCCGAUCAGGGUUUUAUGCUGCCGAUUCGUAUACCGAUCAUCCACGACUGAGAUCGACUGAUACCAAUACCGAUCACAUGUAUUAAUUGUACAUUUUUCAAUAUAUUUACGAUGACAUUGGCGAGUGCUAUUGACAGUCUAAAAAUAUCAACACAAUAUUUAAACUAGUUCCCUAUUCGCUUAUACAGUCGUCCCUCGUUUCAAAUAUUGCGGCUUCACCACAAAGCAUGUUUUUUUUUAAGCAUAUUCUACAACAUCGACCAAAAUUAAACCUUUUCAAGAAUACAAAUGACUAAAUGAACUAAAAAUGUCAAUAAUACAAUAGGAUUGGCCACUGGAUGAGACCAAACCAAUCAGAAAGUGUUGAUCAGUAUUGUGGCCACUGAUUGAUUUAGCCUCAGGCAGUGUGACUAUUUUGCAAUAAGAUAGCAUAAAGGUGACUAAAGGGUGGUAUUUCAUGUCUAGAGGGCUCUCUAAUUGUUGACAUGUUUUUAUUUAGGAGGUAGUUAACAUUUUUUAAUGCCCUAGCAAUGAAAAUAUUAUAUUUAUAAUUAAUGAUUCCUACUUUGCGGAAAUGUCAUUUAUCGUGGUCAUGUCUGGAACCAAUUAACAGCGAUAAAUGAAGGAUUACUGUAUUUUGUAUAACUGUUGUAGCAAAACAAAGUCAAUAUCACACAAUAACUAAACAACAGCAAAAACGACUUUAUGGUUACCAGCAAAUCCUUUGGUUUUUGCCCUCAAAGUCUUCCUGUGUCCGGGGAAUUAUUCCCGAAGUUCAUUAACAAAAACAACAACAACAAAAUAUUUUGAGAAAAUAAAAAUAUCAAACUUAUCAUUUUUAGUAAUACUCAUAUGCUGAUAUUACACUUGUUAUUGAUGUAAUGAUACUUGAUAAUCCUACUUAAAAUACUACAAAAUGUUUAUUUGCUGAUUAUAGUCAGCUUAAGUGAUCAGCUCCACACUGUCAGCUAGGGAACUAAAAAUAAAAAUAAAUACAUUGUCAGCCAGAGGGGAUCGGUAUUAAAAGGCAAUGAUCGGCAAUGGCGAUCACAUAAUUUU
This is a messenger RNA of Nerophis lumbriciformis (worm pipefish), 4133 nucleotides long. RefSeq names its product SV2 related protein a (gene svopa). Lineage: Eukaryota; Metazoa; Chordata; Actinopteri; Syngnathiformes; Syngnathidae. Gene Ontology annotation, cellular component: membrane. Gene Ontology annotation, molecular function: transmembrane transporter activity. Gene Ontology annotation, biological process: transmembrane transport. The record is from RefSeq and is a predicted model, not a curated record.